Messenger RNA from Rhipicephalus sanguineus (brown dog tick), 5956 nucleotides. RefSeq names its product optomotor-blind protein. Gene Ontology annotation, molecular function: RNA polymerase II cis-regulatory region sequence-specific DNA binding; DNA-binding transcription factor activity, RNA polymerase II-specific. The transcript has 7 exons. The coding region runs from base 800 to 2818 and encodes 672 amino acids. NCBI's taxonomy places the organism in Eukaryota, Metazoa, Arthropoda, Arachnida, Ixodida, Ixodidae. The record is from RefSeq and is a predicted model, not a curated record. Gene Ontology annotation, biological process: regulation of transcription by RNA polymerase II; positive regulation of DNA-templated transcription; cell fate specification. Gene Ontology annotation, cellular component: nucleus.
CCCCACACCCGUUAACCCAAACUGCCAAUUCCGUCGCUUCUAUUGCAAGUGGUGCGCACAACAAUCGCUGGACUACUACCACUACCAUCGUGUUCGAUUGUUCUAUCGGCUAGCUUGUCAGAAAGAAACGACCUGAACCGGAGGAGGGUUAGCCGACAGGCCCGGGUAGCAUCAACCACCGUCUUCGAGAAUGGUCGUUCUUGCCCCGGUGAAAAACAACUCGGCGUGCCGUCAACGAUGACGACAAGCUCGGAGACGGGACCACCGGCGUGUCAUCCUACAGCUGUCCGCGCCCGCGCGCCCUCUGCGACACGACUUGUCAUUCCUCCGAAAGUGUGCUUCGUGGCGGUGGUGUCUUGCGAAACUGGGCGAUCGAACGUAACCUGUGCUUGAGAUUUGCGCCAGCUGCUUGCCCCGGUGCAGCGUACAGUGUGGCCUAUACGCUCGGCGGUGUGCACCGCCGGGCUCCGCCAUCACGGCAAGGGGAAAGGCGAGGCGAGCGGCAGCACCGCCUCCAGCCGGAGACGACGGCGGCGGCUCGCCGCCGGCCGCCGGACGGGCGACCUCCUACCCUCCUCGUGCUGCUAGUAUAUCGAGGUGCUUGUACGGCGUGGUUGUCUCGCCGCAAGACGACGUCCCGGCGUCGCGCCCAAGAAGCGGAGACGCCGCGGCGUCCGCAGUGAAGCAUCACCGUCGUGAAGAGCGGGGCCGGGUACGGCGAAGUGCGUGUACCUACAUCACCUAGCCGAGGGGCCACCUAGCCCUGGGGCCGCCGUGGCCUCGCAGCAGCGCCGAGGAUAUGCGCUUCGAGCACUCGGACCUAUCGUGCCAGAGCGCCAUGGCGUUCCAUCCCUUCUUCCUGCCCGGCGGUCCCCCGGGUGCGCCGGCCGCGGCUCCGGGCUCAUCGGCGGCGCCCGCGCCCAGAACCACGGACUUCAGCAUGCACUCCAUCCUGAGCCAGCCGGCGACGGCACCGGCGACUACGGGUCCCUUCCUGCCGUUGGAGUGUUUCUCGGCCGGACCCCCUCCGCCCCCCGUGCCGCCUCCGCAUCACCUGUUCCCGGGACUCGGUCCUGGUCUGGGCCACGGGCUGAGUCCCGCCGCCGCGGCACUCGCGGCCUCUGGUCUGGCGCCUUCUCCGGGACUUGCGAUGCCCAGGGUGCCGGGAGCCGCGAUGACGCGCGAGGAGAUGCUCACGGUGCAGUUCAGGCCCCCGCUAUUGAGGCCCGUCGAACCCGAAGACGACGGUGUCCGAGACGACCCCAAGGUGACCCUUGAGGGUAUGGAACUAUGGGAGAAGUUCUACGCCUGCGGAACUGAGAUGGUCGUUACCAAGUCCGGAAGGAGAAUGUUCCCCGCCUACAAGGUCCGAGUGUCCGGCUUGGACAAGAAGGCCAAGUACAUCAUGCUCAUGGACAUCGUUGCCGCCGACGACUGCCGGUACAAGUUCCAAAACCGGAGAUGGGUCGUGGCCGGCAAGGCUGACCCCGAGAUGCCCAAGCGGAUGUACAUACACCCGGACUCUCCAGCGACGGGUGAACAGUGGAUGCAGAAAGUGGUCUCCUUCCACAAGCUCAAACUCACCAACAACAUCUCCGACAAGCAUGGAUUUACCAUCCUGAACUCGAUGCACAAGUACCAGCCGCGGUUCCACCUGGUGCGGGCCAACGACAUCCUCAAGCUGCCGUACAGCACCUUCAGGACGUACGUGUUCAAGGAGACGGGAUUCAUCGCAGUCACCGCAUACCAAAACGAAAAGAUUACGCAACUGAAGAUCGACAACAACCCGUUCGCCAAGGGCUUCAGAGACACCGGGGCUGGCAGGAGGGAGAAAAAGAGGCUGGGCGAGUCGUCGUCGCACCCGCUGGGCGGCGACCCCCUGGGACGGUCGCUGCAGGACGGCGACUCGAGCGACGACGACGAGCAGCUGGACGUCGGGGGCGCCGACGACCUCAGGGGCCUCAACGGCUCCUGUCCGCCGACGCACGACCACGACGCGGUGCACGAGCGGAGCGGUGACAGGCACGACGACGGCGCCAACGGGGACCGGAGGUGCUCUCCGAGCCCCAACAACCUUGCCGCCGCGGCUGCCGCAGCGGCUGCCGAAAUGUCCCUACACAGCCUUCAGGGCCUCAGCCUGGCCGCCGCCGCCGCCGCGCAUCCCCAGGCCGCCGCCCUGUUUCCCUACUUCUAUCCCGCGGCGUCCUUCUACCACCCGUCUAUGGGCCUCCCUCCGUCUACCAUGUUCCUGCCGCGGGGCGGUCCACCGACGUCUACUCUGGUCGGCGGCCCACACCCGGCCAGCUUUCCGCUCCUGAUGGCCGCCAGCCAGCACUUCUUCAACGGCCAGAAUCACCACAUGGGACAACCGCAGCAGCAGCCGCACGCCGGCAGCGGUGCUCUCAUAGCGGGCGACUCCGUAGGGUCCAGGUUCCUGAAGCAGGCCGCUGGUCCCCAGCAGGGCCGCUUUGCCCCGUAUCCCGUUCCCGUAUCGUCUUCGCCGUCCUCGGCUUCUUCGUCGGGGCCCCAGCAGCACAUCGUGGCGCCCACUCCGACGUACCCGGACUCUGUGCUCCAGGAGACCUCAGCAUCAGCGGCGACAAGGACUUUGUACGGCCCUCCUCCCGCGGGUGUUGUGCUGGAAAAGUGCCUCAGUUCGCCGUCUUCCGAGACGGGCGGCAAUAGUUCGGACAACUCUCUCGCCUCGUCGUCGAUGGUGUCUAGCGAACUCAAGAACAUGGAGAACAUGGUGAACGGACUCGAGAGGCGCCAGGAACAGUUGGCCAUGCUCUCGCUUUCCAGGCUGAGCGACAAGUAGUGCACGUAGAGCGCGCGCAGGCGUUAGUGCUGUGCUUUCUUUCUCUCUCUCGCCUUUUCGUAUUGUAUGUGUACAGGGGUGGUGUGCUGCGCGCCUGUUCCGACUUUGGUGGACGAAAUAACAUGGGCCGCCUUAGGCGGAGUGUGGUGUGACGCCCGGUCACCGUUCUGUGUCCUAUGGCGAUGAUAGAGAGGGAGAGAAAAGAACUCUGUGCAAUCUGUGUGUGCCAUCGUAGUGAGCGGGAAGCAGUCAGUGGAGCAGCGGUGCAGCCUUGGAUAACACGAACAGGACAACGAAGUGGAGUCGUUGAAAGACUGGCUCUCAACGCUAUGCAGCCGGGUGACGCCUCUGUCCAAGUCUUUGUAUAUCUAAUCUGUGUACGCCGUACGCAGACUUUGCCUGCAGGCCAUGCGCAAAACCUUAUGCAGCAAGCUGAGAUCUGCGUUAGUGGUGUAGCAAUGUAUAAAAACAGAAGUCUGUGGCUGCCAGAUCAUGUGUAGUCUCUUUUUUUUUUUAUGCGGUCCUGGUUACUUUACGCUGCUUUGAUGUUGUACAUAUGUAGAGUUUGGGUUUUUAAAUGUCGUCGUCAUUGAACGCAUAUAAUGUGUAUGUGGGUGUGUGCGCGUUCCUCUAUUUAUGUAAGAAAGAAGACGAAAGUGUGUUUGAUAACGAUGCUUCGCUGUAGCUAUGCGUGCACUAGCGUAGAAUAUGCGUUCAGAAGAAUGAAUACCCGUCCUUGAGGAAAAUAGCAAAGCGUUGGGAUAUGAAGAAAGAAUGCCAUAAGUUAUGAGAUAUUAGUUGUAGAAGUGAUGAGUCGUCUGGCUAUUAUGCACUCCUUGUACUGAUUUUUUUUUCUCGCGUAGUAAGCAGCCGCCAUCUUGGGGUGUUAUACUUCUCAGCUAUUUCCAGAAUGACAAUGUCGUAUUAAGUUGCUCGUGAAACGCCUCGAAUGUGGCCCCGUACAACCAUCUCUAUGCGCACCAAUCAACGGCUAUUGGUCAUAUAUUUUUUCGACGCGAGGUGACUCAAGUUUUACGCUUUUAUGAAAGAGCACUGCGCAGAUGUUUUUUUUUUCUUUUCUUCUUACAUCGCUCGCGCGUAACUGCAUGCGUUGACGGCGUGCUUCAGAUGAUUUGGGUCGAAAAUGUUACGCAGCGGAAAAUUCUGACACCACCUUUCGUGCUCAAUUCUCUGCCAAACGCUUAAAGUGAAUGCAGCUGUCAACAUAUAGUUCUAAGUCGCACAUACUUUGGAAAAAAAGUAACUUUAAAACUUUGUAACUUUGUAAAAGAAUAACCGAGCUAUGUGAGGGACGAGUACAUUUUAAAGGCGUAUAACAAAUUUGCAUUUUUUAAAGCGUUAAUAUUCAUGGCUGCAUUUAUCUUUCCUUUGGUGAAUCAAAUGGCUGAAGGCUGUGCGGUCGCCCGGAAAAAAAUAAAGAGACGAGAAAAAGAAAACUACUUAAGAUUUUAAAGAUACUCUUUGCUGUAUCUGUCUAAUCAAGUGCUCUUUUACGCAAGACUCCUGGUCACAAGACACGCAUUUGAGUUACAAUUCUGCUGGUCACGACGUCUGCAGAUGAUUUAGAAUGAUUCUGUCACAAAUCUAAAAAUGCACUGCAAGGGUCGAACAGACACGUUUUAUUUGAGCCUGCUUGGCAGGUCUAUACGAAGGUAAAAAAAGUGUGGCUUCUGUAGUCUUUAUAAACAUUUUGCUCGCAAUUGUAUCCCAACGCUGCUCUUAGAAUUCUGGAGUGAGUCUGAGCCAUUCUGGAGUGAGUCUCUGCUGAGAUGAGUUGGCAAUGUAAGACUGUUUGGGUGAACCAGCAAUAAAUAAAGCAUGAACAUACGAUAAUCUGCGCGAAUUCAUCUUUAUGCACACUGCUCUCGGCCACGUUUGCGGCCCCUGAACAUUCCUGUCGUGUCAUGGUACACCUAAACCAAGCAAUUAGGUUGAACACAGAUAACGCACAGUAUUACUGGUUUUACGGCGUAUAUCCUGCACCGCGGUGAGAAGUAAUGCUGCGUAUCCUUGUAAUUUAGUAGUGUGCUGUACGCUCGCUUAGCUUUCUUGAUGCAUUCACAGGUGGGGCUUGAUACGAACGGCAGACAUGCGUGCUACAAUUGGCACUGUGUUGUGAACACUAACAGCAGCUCACAGACAAUGUUUCUAGGUAUAGCUUGAUUAGCGCACACUUCGUUUUGUAAUGGCGCACAGGAUAGUUUUAAAGGGAAGUGAUUUACGCGCCUCUGUGCAUUGUUCACAAGCGAUCACUUGUGUUUGACGAGGGUCAUUUGGACUUGCGUAGCGUCGUACGCAAGAGUCAUAUACAGUUAUGACAGUUACUAUUAGUACAUUUCCAAAUUAUUUUCCACAGCUGCAGUGUUCAUGUAUGUUACUUUUCUACUUUGGUCUCCUGCUACUGCGACCGCAAAACACGAUAACUGUAGUUAAACAAGGCUCAUAACAAUCCAGUUAUGACAACAACGGACGAAUAUGACAGUCAAAGCGGAGCGUACACGCUAAUAAGGGUUCUGUCGCCACUGGACUGCUACCGCAAUAAAUGCGACCGCACGACCGCCUAUGCAUAUACGACAUGUAACGCCUAUCCACACGACAAAACAAGCAAACAAAUAGAACUACUGAAUUCACACGCCUAUAUUUGUGCCGCAGUGGACCGUGUGAAUGGCGCAGAUAUAAUAGGCAUGCAGGACGACUCUGGCCACGCAUCGUCUGCUUGAAUGGAGCAGACGGCGAGAAAAUUAUACCGGGCAGACGACGCACGAACUUGUUCCUUUUUCUUGCCCACUCAGUGGGCUUCGCGAAGUCCUGUCGUAAUUGGCAAUUGCAAAGCCAGCAAGAAAGCACCCCCCCCCCCUCUCCACCCCAAAUUUCCUAAGGGGGUUAUAUAGAGUGUAGCACCAGUUACCACGAUUACCCCACGCCGAAGAUUGCGUGUUAACUGCGACGCCGUCACAGCCUGGCGAGCAGGUUGGAAAUUUUGUUACACGUAUAUAUAUACCAGCGCGCCAGCGGAAUCUGCCCAGCUUUCGCACGAACCGCAGUCGAUGUUUUCCCUCUAAACGCACACCGUUAUCGUCUUAUGUAGGACCCGGAUGACGCGUCAUCGUGAAGACG